GUUACCGACUACUGCCCUCCCGUAACCCAACAAAUCAACAAAUAAAGUACAUUACAUAAUCCGUUUUAGGGAUUGGCGACUUACCCAUUCAUAAAGAUUUAUUGGCAUUCCAGCCUUACUUCUCCUUUCAGGGCCUAUCCGAAAGAGAAUCCAGUACUUUCCGAGUCAUGAAUAUCUGAAUAGGACGAACCACCCCCCGGAUAUCUUUGCUUCGGAACAAAACAAUUAGAAUUAGGCCCGAUCAACUGGAAUGUAUAUUAUCCAUAUAGGGGUUUUCCAAUUGAGAAGAUCCAUCAACCUAAGACAAAGGGAAGGAUCUAUCUAUUUUAUUUAGGGUUUCACUACAGUUAGAUAAAUGUCAUUCCAUAAACAUCAAGUGAAAAUAUGGCAAACAAAUAAAAUAGCCUUAUGAUAGAAAAUAACAAUUCCAUACCAUAAUAAAAAGGCACAACAGUUCAAUUUCGAGUGAUGAGAGUUGAUAUAAAUCUAGACACUAGAGCAUUCAAUAAAGGGUCAUAUCAGCACUACUUGGUGAAAAAAUGUAUUUAUUCCCCAUUAACCCAGCUGUAUGAAUACAUAAUAACAGGUUACAUGAACUUUAUUAUAAUUUUAAGAAUUUGUUAUGGUGACUUGCAAGUCAUCGUGAAUUGGACAAAACGGUCGAUUGGUAAGCGUAUGUGGUAGUCUCAAUACACUAUUUUUUUUGUUUUUGGUUUGCUACAUUCAAUAAGCAGUAUACCUAAUGGCUUACAGGUCAACCUAACAGCUAAAGUGCUUUACCGCUUCUAAAAAAAUGGUCGACCUCACGUCAGCCUUUUGAAAGGUCGACCUUUUCUUGAUAUUGUCGACCACUUUGGUGGAAAGGUCAAACUUUCUGUUUAUGAGUCUCCUAUCUUAUGCACGAUUGAUCGUUCCAUGUUUAGGGUCGAUCGCUACAUUCCUUCAGAAAGACCAUAUUAAUAUAAUCGGUUGGCCACAACCACUUAACGAUCAACUAUUUUGUCCAAAUCAUUACUACUUGCAAGUCACCCAUAAUUUUAUAACAAAUUUUUUGGAUAAACUUAAAUUGUUUCGAAAGAGUUUUAUAAACAUCAUCAUUAAUUCGUUAUCAUCAAAAGAUGUAGACAUGGACAUGUCUAUCUGAGCACUCCCCAAUCCCAUCCAUCCCUCCAAUGGAAGAAGCACUGACCUUGACCAGGGCCAAUAAUCUCACAUCGCAGUGACCAAAUAUAGUCAGACACGUGUCCCCAUGCCAACACUAUAAUCCCCAUUCCAUCGCACGACCUCUCUGCCUCUCUGGCUUUCCUGCUGUUCUUCCUUCUCCUACCGCCAUUAAUAUUUAAGCAGAAACUGAAACGACUUUCUAACCCACAAUUGCCAUUUCAUGUAAUGUAAGUACAUCAUAAUGAAAGGAAACAAGAAUAUGCCAUUCAUGAGUUCUUCAGGAUUCCUGAUCAUCCCAUGGCUUCUGCUUGCGGAAUCCGCUGCUCUGUUUUCCGCCGGAGUGUCUUCCGGCGAGAGUACUCAGGCGGUUUUUGUGUUUGGGGACUCGAUUCUGGACACGGGGAACAACAAUUACCUGCCGACUUUGUCCAAGUGCAAUUUCCCACCGUACGGCAGGAAUUUUCCAGGCGGGAAACCCACCGGGAGGUUCACUGACGGGAAAGUCAUUUCCGACCUUAUAGCUGGAGAUUUGGGGAUUAAGGAUCUUCUGCCGCCAUACCUGGAUCCGAAUCUCGGAGCUCAAGACCUUUCGACUGGAGUGGCUUUUGCUUCAGGUGGAUGUGGGUUUGAUCCUGAAACGAUAAAGACUCUGGCGGCUCUAUCAGUCCCAGACCAACUCAAGCUCUUCCAAGAGUACAAGGGCAAGUUAAAAGGUCUUGUAGGAGAAGAGCGAUCAAACGUCAUUGUGAAUCAGAGCCUUUAUCUGAUCUCAUCGGGCAACAACGAUAUCGGACUUACCUAUUUCCUGACCAACAGGCAUCUGGAGUACGACAUGACUUCUUAUGCUUCAUUUCUUGUGACCCAAGCUUCUGAAUCUCUAGUUCAACUUUACAAACUCGGUGCUCGUAAGAUUGGCGUGUUUAGCACAUUAGUGUCCGGAUGUGUGCCGGAAGGAAGAACAGUAGGAGGAGGAGAAGAAAGGAAAUGUGCUGAGAAUUUCAACGAGCUAGCAAGGAUAUAUAAUGGGAAGCUUAGCUUUGAGAUGGACUAUCUGAACAAACAACUUCCUGGUGUGAAGAUGGUGUUUGUGGACUUGUUCAGCCCUUUGCUUGGAAUUAUAAAGGAUCCUGAAAGAUAUGGGUUUGCAGUAACAAAGGAAGGGUGCUGCGGGACAGGGUAUAUCGAGGCAGCAGUUCUUUGCAACCAAUUGAGCCCCUUUACUUGUGCUAACACUUCAGAGUUCAUCUUUUGGGAUAGUGUUCAUCCCACAGAGAAGGCCAAUAGAAUCUUAGUGUCCAAAGUUAGAGAUUCUAUAAAUGAGCUGUUGUGAUAUCAAUUGUAAACUUUGUCACCUCUCUAUUCAAUAAUUACGCAUAGGUUAAGUUGGGUUGUUAUCUUCUUGAUUUCUGGGUUAUUUGGAGCAGUUGGUUUAUGAGAAGGAAAAGAUAAUCAAAUAUUCUUUAAUAACCGGUUGUUUUGAAUCUUUGGAACUGCUCGAUGAAUUUAGUAAAUUUUUUUAGGUGGC
Linum trigynum is the source of this 2689-nucleotide messenger RNA. NCBI's taxonomy places the organism in Eukaryota, Viridiplantae, Streptophyta, Magnoliopsida, Malpighiales, Linaceae. The record is from the annotation of a GenBank genome assembly.